Molecule: messenger RNA, 591 nt
Organism: Durusdinium trenchii
Lineage: Eukaryota; Dinophyceae; Suessiales; Symbiodiniaceae
Source: the annotation of a GenBank genome assembly
AUGCUGCCUCAGAACCAGAAAAAGGUAAAGGCACGGGCCAAGCGCUUGCGCUCCAUCUCGGACUUCACGGCCGAGAGCACGGCCUUCAUCGAUGAGGUGCAGUCUCGCAAAGGGAAAGCUGGGAUCCGCGAGGGGGGCCUCCCCGGGAUUGGUGGCUUCCGGACCUUCAAGGAGCUGAGGUUGGUGGGGCACGAGGACCAGGACCAACAGUGGCACGUUUCUGUGGAAACCCCUCUUAGUCUAUUUUGUCGACGGGAACAUCGACGCGUUUCAUGGGGCCUCACUCCAAACGCAAGGGAAGCCCCUCCGUCCCGUGCUUUGCAACAUUGUGAGGCUGCCUUGCAAUCCGAAGGCUCGCCUGUUGCCUUCCAGCUUUGCCUUAGUGUGGCAGGGCUCAACGCUGCUCUUUCGCUGCUGGCCUAUCACCCUGUCUCAAUGCAACCGACAAAGGAUCGGUCAAAGGAGCCCACCGGCGGGGACCACCGGCAGUCGGAAGAGGAGUUGCAGGCCCACUUUGGGCAGAUGAGAAUUACAGCUCGACGAGGGUGCGCGUCAGGUGCGGUGGCCAGCGAGGCUGAGGCGGGCGGAUGA